Molecule: messenger RNA, 579 nt
Organism: Effrenium voratum
Lineage: Eukaryota; Dinophyceae; Suessiales; Symbiodiniaceae
Source: the annotation of a GenBank genome assembly
AUGGCCUCCCAGAUGAAGCUGCCGCUGCCCACUCGCAAUACCUUCCCCAGGUCCCAAGACACCACGCCGCGCUCCCUUCGUUCCCCUGGCGGCCAGUCGCCCUGCGAGGCAUACUUCAACGGAGGCCUCAUGUCCCCCAUGUCUGCCUACUUCGAUGGUGCGCACGCGCAGCAGCAGUGCUUCUUCGCUGGCACAGGCCCCGCGGAGAGCCGCAUGCCGCGCACGCAGCCGCCAGAGCACCCUCCGCAGACACCUCCCCCGGAGAGCCCUCCCACGCAGCCUCCGCAGAAGCCGCCAUCCCAAGCGACCAACCAGCAGAUGCAGAUGGGAGUGCAGCAGAUGCCUUUCGUGACCUACCCUACGCAGGGCAUGCCGUGGCCAGUCUCCUCGGCGCCCAUGUCCCUUCCCAGCGGCGGGCCUACUCUGCUGCAAGGAGCGCCAGCUACGGUCCAGAAGCAGCCGCCACCCAAGCCGCCUGUGGCCCGCAAGGUGGACGCCGGUGGGAGGUCCCCGCAAGCACGGUCUUCCUGCCCCGCCGCGGUCUAUGUGGACCUCUCCUCGCUGCGCGAGAAGAAGUGA